AUCUCUCUCUCUUCUUUCUUCGUAUACGCAUUUUCAACACAUUUUUCCCCAUAGCAAAUUGCUCGAUAAAAUAACUUAACAAAAUUAUUGUAAGCAUUCCAGCUAUGUCCCACAGUCCUGAGGUGAUGGCCACGAUAGACGAAGAUACACCUCAACUGCCUACCACUAUAUCUUCCAAACCUUCCCUCAUGGAAAAUGCUUAUCUCGAGGAUGGACCGCUCUUCAGAGCCACCAUUAAGCAGCUAGAGGAACGCACCAGUUCUCUCAAAUCUUCUGUUAAACGUAUUAUUAAAGCAGCCCACAAUGUACUCGACACUCGCCGUCAGCUAUUCAAAGCCGAUGAAACUUAUAUCAGCAGUCUACGAGAUACCAACUGUGUUGAGCCUUUGAUGAGCCAUUUCUUAAAUCAAAUCUGGCAAAUUCGACAAGAGGAAUAUACACGGCUUGAUCAAAGCUUUGUUAACCAGUUGCUCAAGCCUUUACAUUGUCUAUACGAGAAGGAUAUCAAAAUUGCUGAUGCCAAAAAGCGUCAAUUUGAAGAUGAAAGUAAAGAUUACUACAAUUCGCUUGCUAAGUAUUUGAAGCAGCAAAAAAAGAAACUACAGCUCUAUGAUGAACACUUGCAGCAUCAAAAGAAGAACCGAUUUGAUCUUGCCCGGUUUGACUACCUUAAUUUUCUGUUGGAUCUUCAUGGCGGAAAAAAAGAAAACGAAAUCUUAUUUUGCAUCACAAAACAGACAAUUUGUGAAGUAGAUUACUUUGAGAAAAUACUCAAUAAAUAUAAAAGCGAGAAGCAUGGCUUGGAUAGUUUGUUGAAUCUCAUUUCACUGAACACUCAGGAACAAGAAGUGAUAGAUGGCAAUAGAAAAGCUAGAAGGAGAGAAAUUCAAGAAAAGGCAGCACACGCAGUCUUGAUCGAUCAGCCAACCGUUUCCCAGCCUUCUUCAUUAGUUAACCAGAAGCAGUUGGAGAAUGAGAAAACAGCUAUAGUGGAAGAUGAUGGCAGUAAUAAAUUUAAAGGAAUAAGGGACUUGGACCAUCAGCAUUAUAAUACAAAUAAUAUAGAUGAAGAUUCCGUAAAAGGUCGUAAGAAAGAAGGCUUUCUAUUUGCGACUUCGAAGCCUGCAAAAAGCAAUGGUGGAUUUGAUGUUUCAGCUUCUUCAGUCAUGUGGCAUAAGUAUUGGUGUGUUUUGAGCGGCGGACAAUUACAUGAGUAUUCUAACUGGAAGAAACAACUCGAACCACAUAUCGAACCUAUCAAUUUGAGCUUUGCGACAGUACGCGAAGCACGUAAUUCAGACCGUCGAUUUUGUUUUGAGGUUAUUACACCACAGAUUAGAAGAAUUUAUCAAGCGACAUCAGAAGAAGAGGCCCAAAGUUGGAUCAGGACUAUACACAAUUCAAUCGAGGGUAUAUUAAAUGGCACAAGUGAAUCUUUAUCCAAUCUGAAAGAAAUGAAUCAAUUAAAGGAUAGUACACAUACAACAUCUUCGAUGGCAUCUAAGCGACAUAGAAAAACCCUUAGCGAUGCGUUCAGAAAUGGUUUCGCAGCAGUAACGAAUAGUAACGCAUUACAUAGUUUUCAUAGCAACAUUGAUAAUCACAAUACUCACGGCUCUACUGCUUCCAAUAAUUCAACGAUGCCAUCCUUGAAGGGACAGCAAAAGAGACGAUCUGUAGGCAAUAUGUCAGCAACGUUUGGAGCAAACACUUCAACGUCGAUGGAAGGUGGAAAUAUCAGCGGUACAGAUACGCUAGGCUCUUUAAGCAGUAGUUCGAAUGAUCAGCGUACGGGUAGAUGGUCUGUCUUCAGUUUCGGCCAUAAUGAUAAGUCCAAUAAACAUCGCCAGCAACAAUUCCUUGCUGAAAACUGUAUCUCUUCAACAUCCGAAACAGACGUCAAGUCAAAUAAGUAUCUAUUGGAAAGUUUGAGACAAAAUCCUUCAAACCUUGCAUGUGCUGAUUGUGGAGCCAAGAAUCCUGAAUGGUGUUCUCUUAACCUAGGUUGCUUAUUGUGCAUAGAAUGUUCUGGUAUUCACCGAAGCUUAGGAACGCACGUUUCAAAAAUAAGAUCACUCACACUGGACAGCAAUUCAUUCACACCAGAUAUUAUUGAACUCUUAAAAUCUAUCGGCAAUGCAUGUUCUGAUAGUGUUUGGGAAAGUAUUACAAACACUCAUAAACCAAAACCUGAAGACUCGCGACAAUCGAAAAUCGAAUAUAUCAAAAAUAAAUAUGUCGACCGGGCCUUUGUGAAAAAGCUCGUUCCUCGUGGCGACGAGACUAUAAUAGAUGUUGCUAAUCAAUUGCUUUUUGAAGCUAUCGACCAAGACGAUUUACCAAAAGCACUUCAGGCAUUAGCCAAUGGUGCAAACGUCAAUUCAACACGACCUCGAAGACUGAAACCUCGUCGUAUUUCAUUACUUACAGCUGAAGAGACGAAUUUUGACGAAAAAUCAACUCAUCGUUCUUCAGUUUCUAGGUUUAUGCCAUUUUUAUUUGAUUUUGAUGAUGAAUCAGUGCUAAAAAAACAGUUGGAGGAAAAUGAGCAAAAGGAUAACAAUCAUUACACUGUUCGUUACGCCCUUCAUUACGCUCUAUUACAUGGAAGAGUCAUCGAUGAUCCAACAGUACCUUCUACAGACAAAUCUUCGUCAAUUACAUUAGGAAGUUGUAGCUGUAGUACUUCAGGUGAUGUCAGUAGUAUUACAUCAACUACUGACGAUGAAGCAGACUAUAAAACAACGUUGUCGACUUCUUUUCCUACCCGUGAACAUUGUAGUCAUCUUUCAACAGCUGCAGCAUUGAGGAAGAUAAUUGUGUUUCCCAUGGCAGAACUACUUUUGCAAAAUGGGGCUGACACUAGUAUUGAAGAUUCUGAAACUGGCCUUACAUUAGCUGAUCUAGUGGGUAUGGGAUCUGUACUCAAAGAUGAUGCUAUUACUUAUAUAAAUUUAAAGAAUGCAGCAAGAGGACAAUCGAAAAUUACAAGGUCCACCAGCACGGUUAAAGCAACUCAUAGAAAGCCUGGUCAGCCAUCAUCGAAUACGCCAGAGAUAACGCCAUUUAUUCCAUCCGACAAUCCAAAUAAUUCUUCUUACUGCCACAUUGAAACAUAUAACGAUACCACCAAAAAACCACCGUUACCGCCAACGAAGCGCAGUGAUUGCACUCCUCCUAUUCCAGCCAAGGAAAAAGGCAGUGACAGCAACAACUAAUGUUUAAUCCUGCAAGAUCUUGAACUAUAUCUAUAUCUAUCUUAUCUACACUGUAAAUUAUAUAACCUUUCAUCAUUAAUACAAGUAUUUAUUGACUUAAUACCUGUUGACUUAUUGAGUAUAUUUCUCAGUAACGACCUCUUGUACAUCUUGAGCUUAUUGACGAGCCGAUGGUCUCGUUUUCUCUUCGCUUCUUCCUCAAUUAAAUUGUAUUACUUUCAUGAAGUAUUUGAGAAUGAUAAUGUAAGCUAUAAAUUAGUGGACAUUAAG
Mycotypha africana is the source of this 3488-nucleotide messenger RNA. Its product is annotated as putative GTPase activating protein for Arf-domain-containing protein. The record is from RefSeq and is a predicted model, not a curated record. Lineage: Eukaryota; Fungi; Mucoromycota; Mucoromycetes; Mucorales; Mycotyphaceae. Gene Ontology annotation, cellular component: cytoplasm. Bases 105 to 3218 code for a protein of 1037 amino acids. The transcript has 3 exons. Gene Ontology annotation, molecular function: GTPase activator activity; protein binding.